AUGGCCCCAGCCAGAGCAAGAUUCUGCCCCCUGGUGCUGCUCCUGCUGCUGGGCCUGUGGGUGGCCGAGGUCCCCGUCAGCGCCAAGCCCAAACACAUGACCUCAGCUCAGUGGUUUGAAGUUCAGCACGUGCAGCCCAGCCCUCAGGCAUGCAAAGGGGCGAUGGGCAACAUCAACAAGCACACAAAUCACUGCAAAGCCCUCAACACCUUCCUGCACGAAUCCUUCUCCAGUGUGGCCGCCACCUGCCAGAACCCCACCAUAGCCUGCAAGAACGGCCAGAAAAACUGCCACCAGAGCAAGGGGCCUGUGUCCCUGACCAACUGUAAGCUCACCUCGGGGAAGUACCCAAACUGCAAUUACAAGGAGACCGCACAGCAAGCUUCUUACAUCAUAGCCUGUAACCCUCCCCAGAAAGGGGACACGGAGAAAGUCAACCUGGUUCCUGUGCACUUGGACAAAGUCGUUUAGCUUUCCAGCCUUUCUCACCCUGGGUUUCCUUUCCUCUCCAGGCCUCUGUGCUGCUCCUCCUAUGCCCCGAAGGUUCUCUUCCUUUCGUUUCUUGGGGCCUUUCCUAGCUCAGGCUUUUCUGAGGGGCAGCUUGGUGGGCUUUAAACUCCAGAAGAGACGGUCUUUUAUCUUUUUGUUGCUGUUUUCCCAGAAACUUAUCCCAAGAGAGGAGCUGAGCAAGCUGAGGGGUGGGGGUUCCCUGGCCUGGGCCUGUGCAUUUCUCUGCCCCGUCUAUCAUGGCAGCAUGACAAGAGAAGGAAAUGGACACAACAGGGGCGGGGGGAUUUAUGGACAGAGCUGUUCCGGUUCCUAAUAGAAGUCUUCCCCAGCUCUGCCGUGGCAGUGAGGUGGCCUCUGGGCAGACAAAUGUCAUAGUAUUUCAUGUUCUUCAUGGAGCAGCCACACAAGUCCCUUGUGACAUAAACUUGAUGAUUUGCUUUAUUUAGGGAUCAGGAAAUUGAGAUUUCAGAAAGCUUGGUUAAUUAAAGAGUUUGUGAAGUUGGUUAGUAGCAGCACCUGGACUUGAACCUAAGCCUCCUCCUCUACGUACAGUGCACUUUCUACUUUACCACUGGGCACAAGAAGGAGGCCUCGGCAGCGACAAGAGAACUAGGUAAGAGUUCACCCAUGAAGAAAUGUCUCCUGAGAGCUCUGGAGAGCCAAUUACUCUGUGUUGACCGCAAUAAAGGUCAUUACCUCUCUAGCCAAGAGACUGUUUGUGAGGUAGUCCAGGGAUCUUCACUCAUUCUUUCUGCCUCUCUAAUUGUCCUGCCCCUUCUCCAGCCCAUUGCUUUUCCAGCCUGGUUCCUGGGCUGUCUCUGGCUAGACCCCCUCUUCCUGAAGGGGUAAGGUGAGGGAGUACCCCAGCUUCACCCCCCUGCUCUGGGUCACAUUUCCCUUGACCUCAAGGGACUUCCGUGGCCCAGAGCCUACUUGUCACAAACAGGGUGGUGGGAGCUGCCAGAGCUUCCUUCCUCCUGAUAAUCAUCUCUCCUGCCUCGGUGCUUCCCUGGCUCUCCACUCUGGCAGUCAGCCCAGGCCGUUGAGGUUGAGAUAUGGAAAUGCCACCUCCCUGUCCCCCUGGGCUGCAGACAUCAUUUCUCCCUCCCGGUGAGCAGAGCUGGAGAAGCUAGGGCUUUAUGUUGCCUGGUCCUGAUCGUCUCUCCCACAUUGCCUGCAGCCCCUUCUCUCUCCCUUUAUCUCAAGGCCAGACCCAUGGCACCAUGCCUUUACCUGCCCUGCCCACCCUGCUUCAGCACCCAGCUGAGUGUUAGACCUUCCCUCCCCAGCUGGGGGUCUACUCUCUACCUAAUCCUCCUAACAAGUAUAGUGCUCCUUCACCUCUUACCAGAGUUAGAGGAAGCUUUGGAGUCAGAUGGAACUGGGUGUAAAUCUGGGUUCAGCCAUUGAUGGCUACAUGACCUCGAGCCAACUCAACCCUCUCUGCAGCUGUGUUUCCACAUAGCAAAAUGGGAGUAAUACCACCUACCGAAUAGGAUUGCAGCGAGAUUUAAAAAUGACACAGGAGUCAGCUAGAAGACAAGUCUGCAGGCAGAGUGCUGUUAGAUGGGCUGGGUGGUUUGAGACCAUGAGGAGAGAAGGUAGGGAAGAGAUGGUCAAGAGAAAGGAGAAAAGACUAUUGAACAACUCAAGCAGGAUAUGGGGCCAAUAAGUUAAGUCUUGAAAGUAGAAAUGCACUAAAUACACCACAGAUGGUUGAAUGACAUAUACAUUGUGGUCAAAUGGCUAAGUGUAAAAUCUAUACAUCCUAUAGUCACUGUACUAUACAUUUAUCAUUUUAAGUAGAUUUUCAACUGAGGUAAGGAUAUUUGGGGGUAGCUGAUUUUUCGUUUCACUUUCUUCUUUUUUCACAACUCUUCAUAUAUUCUUUAUUGAUGAUAUUCCAUAUGGAUAUUAUGGUUUUGAAGACAUUGUCAUCACAAAAUUUUUAAUUUGUUAAAAUUAUCCCUUUAAGGCUCAAAUAAGAAAAAUUUCCAAAUAGGACUUUUUUUAAAAGACCCCUGACCCAAACAGUAUUAAAUAACUAAAAAUUAAACAUAAUUAAAAAGUAAUCUGUGGCGACAGAGGUAAAAAUCAUGUUGGGGAGUACUGUCUGGGAAAGAGUAAAAGGUAAGCUGGACUUGGUUCUUCCUUAGUCUAGAUAUGUUUACUUUGUGAAAACUCAUUGAGCUGUACUCGUAAUGUGUACUCACUGUAUGUAAAUUAUACCUCAAUAAAAAAA
This is a messenger RNA of Eptesicus fuscus (big brown bat), 2752 nucleotides long. RefSeq names its product ribonuclease 7. Gene Ontology annotation, molecular function: nucleic acid binding; RNA nuclease activity. Gene Ontology annotation, biological process: defense response to Gram-positive bacterium; defense response to fungus; defense response to Gram-negative bacterium. Lineage: Eukaryota; Metazoa; Chordata; Mammalia; Chiroptera; Vespertilionidae. The transcript has a single exon. The record is from RefSeq and is a predicted model, not a curated record. The coding region runs from base 1 to 471 and encodes 156 amino acids.